Etheostoma cragini (Arkansas darter) is the source of this 3704-nucleotide messenger RNA. It is a transcript of the gene wnt5b, whose product is annotated as wingless-type MMTV integration site family, member 5b. The coding region runs from base 867 to 1982 and encodes 371 amino acids. The record is from RefSeq and is a predicted model, not a curated record. Gene Ontology annotation, biological process: neuron differentiation; canonical Wnt signaling pathway; multicellular organism development. Lineage: Eukaryota; Metazoa; Chordata; Actinopteri; Perciformes; Percidae. The transcript is spliced from 8 exons. Gene Ontology annotation, cellular component: extracellular region. Gene Ontology annotation, molecular function: frizzled binding; cytokine activity.
AUCAGUUUCCACAUGAGAGCAGAGGAGAGUCGUCCCACGGCACACACAGAAACAAGAGGGAACUUCUUUUGUUUCACUCGGCGCUGAGCUGAGCUCCCUCCGUCUCAAACUUGUCGCUCGUGUUUCUCGACGCUAAAAACUUUACAGAGCUACUUCCCUCCCUCCACCCUCCCUUCCCCUUUUCCCUGCAUGCGUAAUUAGUUGGAGAGCGUUUGGAAACUUGUGAUGGCCGUGAAAAAAUCUCACUUUAUUUCUGACACCUGUUGCUGAGGACACCGCGCACACAGCCGUACACAACGGGGAGCGAGUGCUACUGAUUUCAGACUUUGUUUCUACAUUUCUACAUGACAAGUGGGGACUUGUUGGGUACUGACAGGUCCACGGGUCGUCGAAACCUCCGUUAUAGGCUACGCUACUUCCACUCCCCUUAAUCGUCUUUUUCUGACUCAAGGACUUCCGUGCGGUAUUUCUACGUGAAGAUGAUCGAGCAGUUAAAAGAAGGACAUUAAAUGUGUCACUUGGGAGAAUUUGUAUCAGUCUAACACAGUGAGGCUCUGCAGCAGGCUGCUGAGGGAUCGGCCUGAAGGGGGUUCCCUUUCGAUAAAAACACCGACCUGUCUGUAGUUCUCCCAGCCGGACGGAGUCACUUUUUGGACUUGAGCGCUGGUGGAGGGAGACAUUUUUCUUGGAGAGCUGAGCAACAACUUGAUUCGAUCACAGCAGAACAGGUUGGGUGCUGACCAUAGCAGACUUCGGGACAGAAGUGCUUUUCUUCUGCUUCUCCCACCUAUUUUCUCAGACUGCCAGCUGUAAACCCACAGAGCACUUUCCCCAGCACCGGCUGUGUGGCGUUGACGCGGCGGACCAUGGACAACAGGCCUGUGCGGAGAAAAAGUACCGGUGCCGUGCGACAUCUGCUGCUGGCAGCCGUCUUCCUCGCCUGCAGCUCCCAACUGCUGGUGGUGGAUGCCAACUCAUGGUGGUCACUAGCUUUGACCCCGAUCCAGCGGCCAGAGAUGUAUAUCAUUGGAGCUCAGCCUCUCUGCAGUCAGCUGUCUGGUCUCUCCCAGGGCCAGAGGAAGCUGUGCCAGCUGUACCAGGACCACAUGAUCUACAUCGGAGACGGAGCCAAGACGGGCAUCAAGGAGUGCCAGUUCCAGUUCAGACAGAGAAGGUGGAACUGCAGCACUGUGGACAACACAUCAGUGUUUGGGCGUGUCAUGCAGAUUGGUUCCAGGGAAACAGCCUUCACUUACGCCAUUAGCGCAGCCGGUGUGGUCAAUGCCAUCAGCCGAGCAUGCCGCGAGGGCGAGCUCUCCACAUGUGGCUGCAGUCGUGCUGCUCGACCCCGGGAUCUGCCCCGCGACUGGCUGUGGGGCGGCUGCGGCGACAACGUGCAUUAUGGCUACCGAUUUGCCAGGGAGUUCGUGGACGCCAGGGAGAGAGAGAAGAACUAUCCACGUGGUUCUGCCGAGCACGCCAGAACACUGAUGAACCUGCAGAAUAAUGAAGCAGGGAGAAAGGCAGUCUAUAACCUGGCAAAUGUGGCCUGUAAGUGUCACGGCGUCUCAGGGUCCUGCAGUCUGAAGACCUGUUGGCUCCAGCUGGGGGACUUCAGACGUGUUGGAGAAUUCCUGAAGGAGAAGUACGACAGUGCAGCUGCCAUGCGCAUUGGACGCAAGGGCAAGCUGGAGCUGGUAGACAAACGCUUCAACAACCCGACCCCGGAUGAUCUGGUCUACAUCGACACCAGCCCUGACUACUGCCUCCGCAACGAGACCACAGGCUCGAUGGGCACGCUGGGCCGCCUCUGCAACAAAACCUCGGAGGGCAUGGACGGCUGCGAGCUCAUGUGCUGUGGCAGAGGAUACGACCAGUUCAAGACCUACAAGCACGAGCGUUGUCACUGCAAGUUCCACUGGUGCUGCUACGUCAAGUGCAAGCGUUGCACAACCCUCGUGGACCAGUUUGUGUGUAAAUAGUACCCUGACACAUGAUAGACAAUUGGAACAGGCUGAAAAAGGAGGAAAGGGAGAGUAGAUGAAGAGGUGACGAGCUGAUGGAUGGGUGAAGGGUAGAUGCAUUUUCAGGGUUUUGUUCAGGAAAAGUUAAGACACAGAAGUUCCAUUUUCUGACCAAUUUCCUUCUCUCCUCCAUUUAUAAAUCUCCUGCCUUUUUUUACAUGAAGAGCAAAAGCUGCAUAACACCUGCAUGGUCAUUUUAGUUGUGUGUGUGAACAGCACAAUGCUGGGGAAUUGGGAAGAAGAACAGAUGGAUGGGAAGGUGGACACAAGUAGGAAGCAAGGAGGAAUGUGUUUUCUUACACACUUUAUUUUUCAACGGAGAGUCCUGUUUCUCACCCCUCCACUAUCACUUUCUGCUUUCCUGUAUGAUAUCCUGAUCACAACCCUGAAGGAAAGAGGGAUGGACAAAACAAAAUGGAUGUGUCAGGAUAAGUGGACCCUAGAAGUGGACACAUAGUAUAAUUACAAAGAUAUGAGAGAUCAAAUAAAUAUAUAAUUAAAUAAUAAAUAAACAUACAACUCUGAUUGUUAUUUAAAGAAACUCGAACAAACCUCAGACACACUUUGGACCUAUAGAGCGUGUGUGUUCAUGUAUUCUGGAAUCCCACAAAUAAUAGAGUCCUUUUGGACUUUGAAGCCAUUUAAUCACUGACUGUUAAAGCAUUGCUCUCUUUCAAAGAACUUUUGACCUUUAACCCUGCAAGAGAACUUCAUGCAUAUGUGAGUUGUGCCGACAUUGCUCAAACACACUUGCAGUACCGACAGAGAACACAAGAAAUGCAGCAGGCGGAAGAGGAGUCACUUAUUGGGGGUGCAAAACAGAAAGGGGGUGAAUGGAGGGAAAAGGGACAGUGGGAAAAAAUUAAAUAAAAUGACUUUGGGUGAUUAUUUUGCAGGUGACAGUUCCACAAGCCACUUAGCUGAAUUUCCAACUGUAGAUUUCAGUUUAAAAAUGCAAUAAAAACACUUAAUCUUCAAGUCAAAAAGGACUAACAACUUACAAGACACAAUUAUCCAUUUAUCUCCAUGUAACAACGGCUGUUAGAGCAGAUUUCCUUCACCUGUCCUGACAAGUGUGUCUGCGCAGGUAAAUGUAGCUCGCCGGUUGCGACCAUCUCUGCGUCGCGUGGCUGUUUAAACAAGCAGCUCACACGGGCAGCGUCCUUCAUCUGACAGUGAAGUAAGCGAGACCUCCAUUAGUGAGAUUAAUGUGCUGUAUCUGCCUUAAUGAACCCGCACUAAGAGACACUUUCACUGUGAGUGGACCUCUUCAUCACAUGUUGUUAUGUAACUUAAGUCAACAAAAACCCUGUGCUGGGAUUUUUGGCAGUUUUGGCACCAAUUUACCAUUUUAUAAUACUGUUAUACCAUGAAUUUUGCAACUUGUAUGGGUUGGGUUGAGACUAUUUUAAGUGUAUAAUGUAAUCCAAUCAAUAGACGCAGUUGAUAACAACAUGAAGAGGACAAAGUGAGCAGAAGAGGACCGAACAUGCUGUGGAAAAAUGAAUGUGUGCGCGUUAAUAAACAGAGGACUGCAAUUUAUUACGUGCUACUUUUAAAAAAAAAGAGUAGAUCAGAAAAGAAGGUAUAUUUUAUUAUUGUUUUUCAUUUAAUUUGUUUUUUCUGUGUUUUAUACAUGAGCAUUAUAGUGUACUCCUUUGAUAAACUAGUCUUUGACAA